This is a messenger RNA of Nicotiana attenuata, 2062 nucleotides long. RefSeq names its product vegetative cell wall protein gp1-like. Lineage: Eukaryota; Viridiplantae; Streptophyta; Magnoliopsida; Solanales; Solanaceae. Gene Ontology annotation, molecular function: RNA polymerase II cis-regulatory region sequence-specific DNA binding; DNA-binding transcription factor activity, RNA polymerase II-specific; protein dimerization activity. Gene Ontology annotation, biological process: regulation of transcription by RNA polymerase II. Bases 148 to 1821 code for a protein of 557 amino acids. The record is from RefSeq and is a predicted model, not a curated record. The transcript has a single exon.
AAAAAAUUUAACAGAAUCUAAAGUUUUCUCCCCUACAAAUAGCAGCCAAUUCUGAGCAAAGAAACACACAACAAACAACAAAGCCAUUUGAUCCCUAAUAUCCAAACAUAUUUUCUCCUCCUCCUCCUCCUCCUCCCCUGUUUAGCCAUGGCAAGAAGGAAAGUGAGGCUUGCUUUCAUUAUUCGUGAUGCCGAAAGGAAAGCCUCGUACAAGAAAAGAAAGAAAGGGUUGUUUAAAAAAGUUCUAGAACUCAGCACUCUUUGUGAUGUUGAAAUUGCUGCAAUUAUCUACAGCGCUUUCCACAGCGGCGCUGAGGUGUGGCCGUCACAUGAACAGGUGAUGGGAAUCAUUGAAAGAUUUAGGGCUUUGCCGGAGAUAGAGCAAAGCAAAAGGCAGGUGAACGUAGAAGGGUUCACUAGGCAAAGGAUCAGGAAAUUGGAGGAUCAAUUGAGGAAGAUAAGAAAAGAAAACAGAAUCAAGGAGUUCACUAACUUGAUGUACGACUUGUUGGGUGGACAAGAGGUGCCCCAGAACAUGCACCCUUAUGAUCUCAAUGAUUUGACGUAUGUGAUCGAUCAAAACCUUCAAAAAGUGUACGAAAGAAUGACGGAAGAAGCUAAGAAACAAGGUUUCACAUUUGAUGUCCCUCUUACGGGACCAAUAAGUCCCCCUAGAGGGACCAACUUCGAGGAGCCAAGGGCUCCCUUGGCUCCUCCUCCGGUUGUCCCUACAACGGCUCCAACAUCGGUGAUUCGUCCAAUGGCUUCAAUAUCGAUGGUUCGUCCAAUGGCUCCAUCGAUGGUUCGUCCAUUUGCUGCUUCUUCAUAUGCUCCUCCUCUUCUGGUGCCUCCUCCACCAUUCGUUCAUCCUGCGAGUCUUUCAAGGGCUCUUUCUCCAGUGGCUCCUCCCCGAAUGUUUCGUCCUGUAGGUCUUUCAAUCUGGCCUCCUGCUCCCGUGUCUCAGCAAAUUUUUCGUCCUAUGGUUGCGCAGAUGGUUUCUCCAAUGCCUCGGGUGGUGGAUACUAGAAGCUGGGCAACAAUAGUAGCUUCGUCUCCAAUGCCUCCAACAGUCGCUCCCAGAAGCUGGGCUCCAAGAGUAGCUUUUCCAUUGCCUCCAGCGGCAGCUCCUAGAAGUUGGGCUCCAAGCUUAGCUUCUCCAAUGCCUCCAGCGGCGGCUCCUAGAAGCUGGGCUCCACUAGUAGCUUCUCCAAUGCCUCCAGCGGCGGCUCCUAGAAGUUGGGCUCCAAGUGUAGCUUCUCCAAUACCUCCUAGAAGUUGGGCACCAAGUGUAGCUUCUCCAAUGCCUCCAGCGGCGGCUCCUACUCCAAGUGUAGCUUUUCCGAUGCCUCCAGCGGCGGCUCCUAGAAGUUGGGCUCCAAGUGUAGCUUCUCCAAUGCCUCCAGCGGCGCCUCCUAGAAGUUGGGCUCCAAGUUUAACUUCUCCAUUGCCUCCAGCGGCGGCUCCUAGAAGCUGGGCUCCGCGAGUAGCUUCUCCAAUGCCUCCGGCGGUGGCUCCUAGAAGUUGGGCUCCGGGAGUAGCUUCUUCAUUGCCUCUACAAAUGGCUCCAGCAAUGUCGCCUAGAAUGGAUUUUCCUAUGAUUCCUGUACUGUCUGCAAGGACGUCUUCACCAAUGGUUCCUUCAGUGACACCACCAAUGGCGAAUUCAAUGAACUCUUCAGUGGAUGCAUCAAUGCCAGUGACUAACUAUCAAAACUAUUUCUAUGGCAAUCCUCCUGAUUGGGAAGAAGAUGCUUUAAUGGCUUUUGUUAAUGGUACUUGCAACAUCUUUGAAGAACCAAACCACCACAACAACAAUUUCUAAGGACCUAGACCAACAAUGUCCGACCAUCAUUAAGUCUGUUUCAAUUUUUGAGUCAUGUCUUGUCUCUUUUACUGUUUGUGUGUCUGUCUGCGUCGUGUCGUCGAAUGUGUCUUUUUUAUUGUUUACCUGUCUGCUGUGUCGUGUCGUCGAAUGUGUCUCUUUUAUUAUUUACCUGUCUGCUGUGUCAUGUAAUUCUCCACAUCUCUUUCCCUUUGUCCUCAUCAAAAGUGUCAGUCUGUCG